CGCUCAGCUGGCCCAGCGACGGGGCCCAGGCACCGGCUGGGGUCGGCUGGGGCCACCCCCGGCAGCAGGCAGCGCCCUUCUCCCCGGCGCCGGGGGCCGGGCGGGGCGUGAGCCCGCCCAGAGGCGGGGCGGCCGGUUCCCGUGGAGCAGAGUCCCGACUCGGCCCGAGCAGGAGCAGUCGCCGCCGCCACCGCCACCGCCGCAGCCGGAAUGAGCAGCCACCGCGUCGCCUUGCAGGGCCCGGGGCCCUGGGGCUUCCGCCUGGUGGGGGGCAAGGACUUCGAGCAGCCGCUCACCAUCUCCCGGGUGACUCCUGGCAGCAAAGCUGCAAUAGCCAAUUUAUGUAUAGGAGAUGUCAUUGUGGCAAUUGAUGGGGAGAACACGGAUAACAUGACACACUUAGAAGCGCAGAACAAAAUCAAGAGCUGCAUAGAUGAGAUAACUCUGACAGUCGGCAGAACAGAAUCCAAAGUCUGGUCCCCUCUGGUGACAGAGGAGGGAAAGCCCAAUCCAUACAAGAUGAAUCUGGCUUCUGAACCCCAGAGACCAGCGCAGUUUCAGCGUGCAUUCAGCAUGACAUACCAGCCCUUAAAAUCACCCUCUGACCGAAACAGCCGUUUAUUGCCUCCUGGGUUCCAGGCACCUUUUGCAACAGUCUAUAAUCCUCUCCAGCCGCACACCUCCUUGCCUCCAUUGCAAAGGAGGCACAGCACCUCCUCCAUCCCAAGCCAAGUGAGAGUUGGGCCCGAACAGCUAAAGCAAGCCGCUCAGAUCUGCCCCAACAGCCCUGUGGAAGUGGAGGUGCCGGGACUCAAAGUGGUGCACGUGCAAUUUAAUUCCCCCUUGCAGCUCUAUUCCCAGAGAAACAUCCUGGAUACUUUACAAGGGCAGAUCUCUUCCGUUAGCCCUGCUUUUCCCAGUUUGGAGCACCACAACCAGCCCUCCAGUAACCUUGUCAUAGACAAGGAGUCUGAGGUUUACAAGAUGCUCCAGGAGACUGAAGACCCAAAGGAACCACCCAGGCAAUCUGCUUCAUUCCUUGUGCUACAAGAAAUUUUAGAAUCUGAAGGGGAUCCCAAUAAACCUUCUGGAUUUAGAAGCGUGAAAGCACCAAUGACAAAAGUUGCCUCGUCGAUUGGAAAUGCCCAGAAACUGCCCAUUUGUGAUAAGUGUGGAUCCGGCAUUGUGGGGGCGUUCGUGAAACUGCGUGACAAGCAGCGCCAUCCAGAGUGCUAUGUGUGUAGCGACUGCGGGACAAACCUCAAGCAGAAAGGACACUUCUUUGUGGAGGAUUGCAUCUAUUGCGAGACGCAUGCCCGGGAGCGAGUGACCCCGCCCGAAGGCUAUGAGGUGGUCACUGUCUUUCCAAAGUGAAUGACAUCAUCCGCUCUGUAUUAUUUUUCCCACACUAAUGUUUUCCAAAAAGCAGCCCCCCCGCCCCCGCCCCCCCCCCGCCCCCUGUGUGAACCUGCCUUGCAAUAAGGAAUGCUCGGCAUGGCUUUUCUUUUGCUGCCACAGUAACCCUCCAUCUGUUAGCCUUAGGUGCCACUAAUUGUUCAACACUUGCAUUUUUUAAAAUCUGCUCUGACAAAUCAGUUUGGAACCCUUUUUUGUACUGUCCAAUCUUUCUCCCUUCACUGUUGAUUGCAGAUGAAAAUCAGAAGCCAAAGCCGAAGCACAGAAGCUAUGUGGCUCAGUUGUUUUUCCUUCUGUUCAUGUUCAAUAAACAUGAUGAAUCUACAAGACAAA
Molecule: messenger RNA, 1749 nt
Organism: Chelonia mydas (Green sea turtle)
Lineage: Eukaryota; Metazoa; Chordata; Testudines; Cheloniidae
Gene: PDLIM1
Product: PDZ and LIM domain 1
Exons: 8
Coding region: 211-1374 (387 amino acids)
Biological process (GO): heart development; actin cytoskeleton organization; muscle structure development
Cellular component (GO): filamentous actin; Z disc; stress fiber
Molecular function (GO): muscle alpha-actinin binding; actin binding
Source: RefSeq, a predicted model, not a curated record